CAAAAACCUGCACAACCAAAAUGCUCUUUUUCAGCUUUUUCAAGACCCUAACGAACCAAGUCGUGACAAUAGAGCUCAAGAAUGAUAUCCGUAUCCGCGGGACGCUCAAGUCCGUCGACCAGUACCUGAACAUUAAACUCGACGAUAUCGACGUUCUAGACCUCGAUAAAUAUCCACAUCUCAGCUCCGUCAAGAACAUGUUUAUUCGAGGGAGUGUAGUGCGGUAUGUGGUUUUGCCGCGGUCGGAAGUUGAUGUGGGUUUGUUGGAGGAUGCGACGCGGAGAGAAGCUGCGAACCAGGCAGGGAAGGCUCGGUGAUUUCGACACCUAGGAUUCGAGACAUAUUUAUCUAAUAAUUGCGCUUUUACGAUGUGAUGCGAUGUUGCUAUUUCGUCGACCGAGGAAACCACAACCUGGGAGGGCCAGGUGGUUGAGUACCAUGAGGGCUGAUGUAUGAUGGAAGGCCGUUGGGAAGAGCUUCCAGUUGGAAAUACCGGAGCGGACUCAAAGAAGGCAC
This is a messenger RNA of Aspergillus nidulans FGSC A4, 516 nucleotides long. RefSeq names its product Sm-like protein LSM2. The record is from RefSeq and is a predicted model, not a curated record. Gene Ontology annotation, biological process: mRNA processing; mRNA splicing, via spliceosome. Gene Ontology annotation, molecular function: RNA binding. NCBI's taxonomy places the organism in Eukaryota, Fungi, Ascomycota, Eurotiomycetes, Eurotiales, Aspergillaceae. Gene Ontology annotation, cellular component: nucleus; protein-containing complex. The coding region runs from base 21 to 317 and encodes 98 amino acids. The transcript has 3 exons.